AAAACUGGCAAAACCCCUCAGAGCAGCGAGCCAAAGACACGAGCUCAGAAGAAAGCAGCUAUAGGUCAUCACGAUGAACAAUACAAAAAGCUAGAAGCAGAACGUGAGCAGCUACGAGUAGCACAAGAACAUGAUUUGUUUACUAGUGAUGAUGAGAAAAGAUUAGAAGACAUAGAAAACGCACUAGCUGGAUACAAUAGGACUAUGGCGCAAACAAACAAAGUGCCUACCAUCAAGGCAGAUCCGGAUUCUGCUGCCGUUGGCGACAGUACGACAAGGGAAAAUUUGGAGCCACAAGGAAUGACAGGGCAGGAGAUAGGAGGACAGGAAGCGACAAAACAAACUGCUCCAGGCAGCGCAAUGGACUAUGGAAAGGCGCACGCGAAACCUUCUCCAGAGUUCUCGGAGAAUCGCAAUGUUAAGCAAGAAUAUAGUAGGCUUGUGGACGAUCUCGAUAUGGCAUGGGAUGUCGACAUCAACUGGAGACAUACAGAGACCUCGUUACAGCAUCUUAAAAAAGAAGUCUUUGGUCAUAUCACGAGGAAUUCUCUAAAUCGCUGCUGUAUCAGAUAUGGAUCUGCAGAUGCUUACAGCGCUCGUUUUGAGUCGAUCCUGCCAGAAGGUUCUCCAUACCUGGGGACAAGGGAUGUUACCCAGCGUAGCAACCGCAUUGUUGAGAGAAUUGUGCAGAUACACAGAGACAAAAAGAAAGCGCUUCCUAUGAACAUACUUAGCGAAGUUCAGGUUCUGGUCGUGUACUGGGACUCUAAAAUGGGAGUCGGGCAUAGCGCCGAGGUCGACGUGCUAGCUCCUGAUUUUGUAGGAAGACGGCCUCAUACCCGUUGCUUCGUAUAUCUAAACCCCUCACUAUAUGAGUCGUAUGGACUUGAAAAUACGACUGGUUACAGCCAUGAAACUAGGUCAACGAUGAAACUUGUUAUGGAAGGAAAUGACGACUGGCAAAAGUCUGUUACGCUUCACAAUAUUGCAGUAAGGCUUGAGAACAGGUUUGAGGAGAAGCAUAUGGGCGGAGUGUCAGGAAGACCUGGACCACUUCUUGAACUAUCUCGUGAAAGAAAAACGACAACGCGCCGGAAAGGAUCGCGAUACAGUAAUACUGAAUUAGCAGCAAGUCCAAGGCCUGUAAAACGGCCAACCUCGCCACGUCCUUCUCUAACCCCACAAGAAACGCGAACUAAACAGAGUUCUGCUAGAACAGAUUCUGGAAAGUCGUUAAAAGAACAGUUUCAUGCAGACUUCUUAGAGCUCUUCGACUUAGCGACGGAUGUCGCGUACGAAGACCUGACUGAACAGCAGCAGCUUCUCUACCCAGCACAGUUUACCAAGUGGAAGGCGAUAAAUGCUUAA
Molecule: messenger RNA, 1368 nt
Organism: Exserohilum turcica Et28A
Lineage: Eukaryota; Fungi; Ascomycota; Dothideomycetes; Pleosporales; Pleosporaceae
Exons: 1
Source: RefSeq, a predicted model, not a curated record